CUCUCUUUCAGUUCUCGUUCUCUCCGACCGAGAUCUUCUACCUUUGCUUCUUUCACCCUUCACCUUCUCCUUCUCCUCUUCCUCUUCCUUCAUUCCUUCGACUCCUUUGAGUUUCAUUUCAUCAUUCUCUUACUCUUUUGAUGGGUUCCAUCUCACAAUUGAUCACCACUACCAACCCCAUUAAUCAUUCUCACCUAACUUCUACACGCUCCUGUGCACUCCAAUUCUCCCACUCCAAUUCUCGUCACCUCUCACUGCCACACGCGAGAGUUGCCAAGAAAGUUGGCGUCUUUGCUGAACUUAGCAACCGAAGCUUCACUUCCACAGCCAUUGAUUUCAGUGACCCUGAUUGGAAAACCAAGUUCAAGGAGGAUUUCGAGGCCCGUUUCAGACUUCCCCAUAUCACUGACACCUUCCCAGAUGUUUCUCCUAUUCCUUCCACCUUUUGUCUCAAAAUGAGAACUCCUAUUGAUAGUGAUAUUCCUGGUUAUUAUUCUUCCGAUGAGGAGUGGCAUGGAUACAUUAAUAACAAUGACAGGGUGCUUCUUAAGACAAUAUACUAUUCGUCGCCUACAUCUGCUGGUGCUGAGUGCAUUGAUCCUGAUUGUACAUGGGUGGAACAAUGGGUUCAUCGUGCCGGGCCUCGGGAAAAGAUAUACUUUAAACCAGAAGAAGUAAAGGCAGCAAUUGUUACUUGUGGAGGGCUUUGCCCUGGUCUUAAUGAUGUAAUAAGACAGAUUGUAAUCACACUUGAAAUAUAUGGUGUAAAAAAGAUUGUGGGGAUUCCUUUUGGUUAUCGGGGAUUUUCUGACAUAGAAUUGACAGAAGUGCAGUUGUCAAGGAAAGUAGUCCAGAACAUUCAUCUUUCUGGUGGAAGCCUGUUGGGAGUUUCGCGAGGAGGACCUGGAGUCAGUGAUAUUGUGGACAGUCUAGAGGAAAGAGGGAUUAACAUGCUUUUUGUACUGGGUGGAAAUGGCACACACGCUGGUGCGAAUGCAAUUCACAAUGAGUGCCGCAAAAGACGGCUUAAGGUAUCUAUAAUUGGAGUGCCUAAAACUAUUGACAAUGAUAUUCUAUUAAUGGACAAAACUUUUGGCUUUGAUACUGCUGUUGAAGAAGCACAAAGAGCAAUAAAUUCUGCAUACAUUGAGGCACAUAGUGCAUAUCAUGGAAUUGGGGUUGUGAAAUUGAUGGGCCGUAGCAGCGGAUUCAUAGCAAUGCAGGCAUCCCUAUCUAGUGGACAGGUUGACAUAUGUCUGAUUCCUGAGGUACCUUUCAAUUUACAUGGACCUCAUGGAGUAUUGAGUCAUCUCAAGUACCUUUUAGAAACGAAGGGAUCAGCUGUAGUCUGUGCGGCAGAGGGAGCUGGACAGGAUUUACUUCAAAAGACUAAUGCUACCGAUGCAUCAGGAAAUGUUGUAUUUGGAGAUAUUGGUGUAUAUAUUCAACAAGAGACGAAAAAAUAUUUCAAGGAGAUUGGUGUUCAUGCUGAUGUGAAAUAUAUUGAUCCAACAUACAUGAUUCGUGCAUGUCGAGCAAAUGCAUCAGAUGGAAUUUUAUGCACUGUACUUGGACAAAAUGCUGUUCAUGGUGCAUUUGCAGGAUAUAGCGGCAUUACAGUAGGCUUAUGUAACACUCACUAUGCUUACUUACCCAUCCCCGAAGUAAUAUCUCAUCCCAGGUUGGUGGAUCCUAACAGUAGAAUGUGGCAUCGUUGCUUAACUUCAACAGGUCAACCUGACUUCAUUUGAUAAUUUACCCUUUCCAAUAAAUUCAAGAGGCUUGGGAACUUAGGCCUCCGAAGAAUAUAUCAUAGAUUUGCGAAAAUAAUACAAAGGAUAACAUUUCCUCCUUAUUCCAAAAAUUGGUUGUUUGUAUAGCAUGGCAGUUUCAUUGUGCUGCCAAUUGCAUUCAAAUUGAAAUUUUAGCAGAAUCACUAAGCACUAUGUGCUUAAUUUUGAUCGAUUUGUAACGCUUGUUUAACCGAUAUUAAUGGCCAAAUUUAA
Messenger RNA from Gastrolobium bilobum, 2006 nucleotides. RefSeq names its product ATP-dependent 6-phosphofructokinase 5, chloroplastic-like. Gene Ontology annotation, cellular component: cytoplasm. The transcript has 13 exons. Lineage: Eukaryota; Viridiplantae; Streptophyta; Magnoliopsida; Fabales; Fabaceae. Gene Ontology annotation, molecular function: 6-phosphofructokinase activity; ATP binding. Gene Ontology annotation, biological process: glycolytic process; fructose 6-phosphate metabolic process. The record is from RefSeq and is a predicted model, not a curated record. Bases 141 to 1751 code for a protein of 536 amino acids.